Trichoderma asperellum CBS 433.97 is the source of this 1635-nucleotide messenger RNA. RefSeq lists its product as uncharacterized. Gene Ontology annotation, biological process: transmembrane transport; carbohydrate transport. Gene Ontology annotation, molecular function: carbohydrate:proton symporter activity. NCBI's taxonomy places the organism in Eukaryota, Fungi, Ascomycota, Sordariomycetes, Hypocreales, Hypocreaceae. The record is from RefSeq and is a predicted model, not a curated record. Gene Ontology annotation, cellular component: membrane.
AUGGAGACAACGAUACCGCCGAUUUCUGAACCCGCGGCGGUUGCUGCCGCUGUCGCCAGCGCUAAUAGAGAUGAGCAUGCGACCACGGUCGGCCAAGCGCUGAAGCGGUAUCCCAGCGCCAUCUUCUGGGCAAUUGCAAUGUCCUUUACAAUUGUCAUGGUUGGCUACGACACAAUCCUGAUGGGCAGCCUCAUGGCAUACCCCUCAUUUGUUGAGAAAUACGGCACAUAUCACCCUGAGCUUGGCGUCAAGGUGAUAUCAGGGCCGUGGCAAGUUGGCCUCAGUACCGCGGGCUCCUGUGGAGGCGUCUUUGGCAUGAUUAUCAAUGGCUUCGUUACCGAGCGGUUCGGCCACCGCAGAGUCACCAUGGUUGCUCUCGCCAUCAUGACGGGAUUGAUCUUCAUACCCUUCUUUGCGCCCAACGUGCACGUCUUACUCGCCGGACAGUGCCUUCUUGGGGCGAUUUGGGGCAUCUUCUCCAUCAUGGGAGCAAUGUAUUCGUCCGAGAUAUGUCCCCUCGCGCUACGAGGCUACAUGACCUCCUUCAUCAACAUCUGCUGGGUUAUCGGCCAGCUGAUUAUCGCUGGAAUUUUGCAAGGACUUGUCAACAACACUACCAAAUGGGCUUACAAAAUCCCCUUUGCCGUUGAGUGGGUUUGGCCGGUCCCCCUGUUCUUCCUCGCAUGGCUGGCCCCUGAUUCUCCGUGGUGGCUUGUCCGACAGGGCCGGAUUGAGGAUGCAGCAUACUCUUUGAAGCGGCUUUCUCGAGGUCUUACUGAUGAGCAGAUUUGCCAAAAGGUCCUCAUGAUGAACGACACAAACAGGCUCGAGCAGAAGUUGAAAGCCGACGCAAGCUACUGGGACUGUCUCAGGGGCGCCAACUUGAGGCGCACAGAAAUCGCAUGUUUGUCCCUUUCAUCCCAGAGUCUGAUUGGGCAAUCUUUGGCGUACAAUGCCACGUACUUCUUUGUACAAGCUGGCUUGUCAGCCUCCGAUGCUUACAAAAUGAACUUUGGCAACAUGGGCAUCGCUUUCGUCGCGACCUGUUUCUCAUGGGUGUUGAUGACACAUUUUGGCCGGCGAACGGUGCUCUUGUGCGGCUACACUUUCCUGACACUUGAUCUCCUCCUUAUUGGCGUUUUAUCCUAUGCCUCGAAUAACUCGGCGGCGAAAUGGGGCCAGUCUGCUUUGGCACUCGUCUGGCUGGCUGUGUAUUCGGCCACUAUCGGACCGCAGACAUGGGCAGUCGCCGCCGAAGUCUCAUCGACGAGGUUGCGGGCCAAGACCCUUUCUAUUGCCGGUGUCAUUUACAACAUUGUCAACAUUGUCGACAAUACGAUCGAGCCAUAUCUUAUCAACCCCACGGAAGCGAACUUGAAGGGCAAGACGGCGUUUGUUUGGUUUGGCAUUAGCUUCUUGGUGACUUUAUGGGCUAUUUUCCGCAUCCCUGAGACGCGCGGAAGAACGUAUGGAGAGCUCGACGUGUUGUUUGAGAAGAAGAUUCCUGCGUGGAGAUUUGGAACAGCCGAAGUGGAGGAUGAUAUUACCAUUAUUGGGGACGACGAGUCUCAGGUGAGGGAAGAAGAUGAGAAGCGAGAUGUGGUAGAGCAGCAGGCGGUGGCCACGAUAUCAUGA